Molecule: messenger RNA, 1341 nt
Organism: Entamoeba invadens IP1
Lineage: Eukaryota; Evosea; Mastigamoebida; Endamoebidae
Product: spindle assembly checkpoint kinase, putative
Exons: 3
Coding region: 1-1341 (446 amino acids)
Biological process (GO): protein phosphorylation
Molecular function (GO): protein kinase activity; ATP binding
Source: RefSeq, a predicted model, not a curated record
AUGUCGCUCUCGAAAGAGUUACGCACGUCGUCGAUCAGCUCGACGCAGGUCAAAUUUCCGUUUGACCUUGAGCCGCCAAUGACCAAAUUAUCGUUUGGUCAGUAUGCGGUGCAAGGCGUACCACUCUCACAAACAGUCACUUUUCACAACAAAACAAACGACGCUUAUCGAAUGACAAUUUUAGUUAGCACAUCGUCAAAGUAUAUUUUAGAGGUGGAUGAGGAGAAACUGAAUAUCAAAAAACAAAGUCGGAAGAGUGUUGUUAUUACAGUGUGUUUUAACACAGUCUCAGUCGCGGGAUUGACUGGAGAGGUGACAUUUCAAUUAAAGAAAAAAGCACUGAUUGGCAAUGAAACUUCAGUGCUAACUCUUCGAUUCCAUAUGGUGGGGGUUAUUCCUAUUAUUCAUACAAAAGAUGUUAUAUACGCAGAAGACCCCAAACCACCAAAAGUAGUUCAAGACACCAUCGUCAGGAAAAUUAUCAUCACUGACGCGAAAAAGAAUAAAGAAAGAGUGCCGACAAUGAACCCAACUGAACUUCAUACAUUGACAAGUGGACUGAGUGAUUGUAUUAAAGUUGGCGAUGCAAAAGGCCGAUUUGCGACGUACAAAGGUUCUGGUAAAGUUUUUGUUUUCAAAUUUGACCCCGAGGAGUCCUUUGUAACUUCUGACGACAUUAAAAGGAUAUUAGAUAAUUACACAAUAAUACACCACACAACAGUGGUGCAAAUGGUUGGUGUGAAUUAUGAACGGUCACUUCUUGUUUUAGAAGCAGAUACACAAUUUAGUCUUGACCAAGUCCUUGACCGUUCUUUACCCCCAUUCUUCAUUGGGCGGUGUUGUGUGAAUUUGGUCACUGCACUCCAAUAUCUCUCAUCAGAAGGAAUUAUUCAUCGGAAUGUGAAGCCACACAAACUUAGGCUCUGCAAGUCUGCAUCUAUGGGUGGAGUCGGAAAUAGUCUCUUUGUCAAAUUGCAUGACUUCUCGUGCGCAGUUCAAGUGAAGGAAGGCGAGUUGAUAAGAGACUUUGUUGGCACGCUGGAGUAUAUGGCGCCGGAGGUGAUCAAAGGCGAUGGGUACUCCCUGCAAGUUGACACAUUUAGUCUUGGGAUGACGAUGUACCACUUGUUCAGUUGUAAAAAGCCAUACGAGGAAAUGUCCCAACUUCAGAUCAAAGAAUUUGUUACAAGUGGAAAACGGCUUACUUUGCCAGAAAAUGUACCGCUCCAAAUUGUGGCACUUAUUAAUAAAUGUUGGGCUCAAGACCCUGAAAAAAGACCGGAUUACAAAUUCAUAUUGAAUUCCCUCAAUGAGUUUGGAAGGUCAACGCCUUGUGUUUGA